AUAUUUUAAGGUCUGCAACUUCCGAGUCCACGGCGUUUCCCUAUCGUACUCAGAAGCUCCUACGUUUUCGCCGCCGCGUGAUUCGCCGGUAAAAAUUGCUAACGAAUUGAGAUCUUUCUGAGAGAGAUCGUGUUUUAUUGUUGUUAAUGGUGACGUCACGUAUGGCCACUAAUACGUUAAAAGAUUUGAAUUCUCUUCCUUUAACUGAGAAGAUGAGUGAAUGUAAAGCAAGCUUAGCCAAGCCUUGUGUUGGGAAGAUUAAUGGAAAGUCUGAAGAUAGACCAUUACCAAGCUCUGUUACUUUGCCUCCUAGCGUUGGAGAAUCAGAGAAGCCCGAGGCAGAGAAAGCUACCGUGGAAGUUGAAUACAUUGAGUCCGAGAACUUGGAUAACGUAGACGAUGCUAAUGCAGUUCUCAAGUCGGUUCUAGCUGGUCUGGACUCAAAGGAUUGGGUAUCUGUCUGUGAUGCUCUUAAUAACGUUCGUCGCCUUUCAAUAUUCCACAAGGAAGCAAUGGUUCAUAUGCUCGAGAAAGUGAUCCCACUCGUCGUGAAAUCACUGAAAAAUCCAAGAAGUGCGGUGUGUAAAACGGCGUGCAUGACGUCUGCAGACAUCUUCAGUGCAUACAACGACCAUAUAACAGAUCUGUUGGAUUCUCUGCUUACUCAACUCCUCCUCAAGUCGUCUCAAGAUAAAAGGUUUGUCUGCGAGGCAGCAGAGAAGGCUUUAACAUCGAUGACCAAAUACGUUUCCCCAACUUUGCUGUUACCAAAGCUGCAACCUUGUCUCAAGAACAGGAAUCCUCGGAUCCGUGCAAAAGCAUCAUCAUGCUUUUCCAGAAGUGUACCUCGACUGGGAGUUGAAGGUAUUAAAGAAUAUGGAAUCGACAAGUUAGUUCAAGCAGCCGCGUCUCAGCUUAGUGAUCAGCUCCCUGAAUCCCGCGAGGCUGCACGGAUCGUCUUACUAGAACUUCAGACCGUGUACGAAAAAGCUCAUCCUCUCAUCAAACCAGAGACAUCAUCAUCAUCAUCGCCAGAGGAAGAGCAAAUCUCAGAGGCAGAGCCAAUUACUUGGGAAAACUUCUGCCAGUCAAAGCUGUCCGCUCUAAGCGCACAAGCCGUUCUUCGUGUCACCAAUGUUUUGGCAAUGACUGCUAGGGAGGGGUUGGUUACUACAGGUUCAUCUUCUACAUCAUAGUUAUAAGCCUUCUCUAGUACAUUUUCAUUUUUUUUUUAAACGUUUGCUACGGAUCAUACGGUUACAUGGUAUUUUCCGGCCAUGAUCAACCAAAUUGGCAAAUUAUGGACCGGUAAAGAGAGUGAAAAUUGGUUAUUAAAAAUCUUUGUUAUUUUUCUGGUUGCGAGUCUUCAUCAGUGUUUUGCUUCUAUUUUUUUUUUUCUUUUUCUUAUGUGUAUAUAUUCAUACCAAUGUUUGGUAAGAUAGUCCGAGUAUUUUGUUUUAAUGCAAUUUGGUCGUACCCUUUAACGAUUCAA
This is a messenger RNA of Brassica napus (rape), 1492 nucleotides long. RefSeq lists its product as uncharacterized. Bases 147 to 1196 code for a protein of 349 amino acids. Gene Ontology annotation, cellular component: cytoplasmic microtubule. The record is from RefSeq and is a predicted model, not a curated record. NCBI's taxonomy places the organism in Eukaryota, Viridiplantae, Streptophyta, Magnoliopsida, Brassicales, Brassicaceae. Gene Ontology annotation, molecular function: microtubule binding. Gene Ontology annotation, biological process: microtubule cytoskeleton organization. The transcript has 6 exons.